AUGCCGAACGAGUUGGAAGAGCUCGUUGGCUUCAUCGCCCAUCCUAAUCCCCAAAUUCGGCUGGCAGCCAUAGAAAACUUGGUGCCCUCUUCAACAGCCGAGCCGGCAAUCUUCAAGUCGGAGGGGCUGAAACCCGUCAAGCACCUGAAGCUAUUGGUUCGCGAUCAUCCUAAAAUUGCCAAUCAUGUCCUGACAAUAUUAAUCAACCUGUCUGGCGAUUCCGAUGUUCUGAAGGAUAUAGUCGAGGAUGGUAAAUUUAUAAGUGUUGCGCUUGAUCUCAUAGUUGGCCAAGAGGAGCCAAACUCGGACCUACUAGCCAUGCUCUUAGCCAACAUUGCCAAACAUGAUUCGUUCAGAACCGUCAUCGAGCGCAAGCAACAACCGCCAGACGCUCUCGGUUCCGACGACUCCGUCAUGAACCAGCUGAUGGAUCUUUUCGUCAAAGGCCAGGAUGGCGCGUACAACAAGAACGCCGACUUUGACUACCUCGCAUACGUUUUCGCAGAUCUCGCAAGGCAUUCCGAGGUUCGGCAAUAUUUCGUAACCCCGCAAGAGUACGACGGAGCAAUCCCCCUCACAAAGAUUCGAGUCUUUACAGAGCACAAGUCAGACGUUCGAAGGAAAGGCGUGGCUAGUACCAUAAAAAACGUCGCUUUUGAUAUUCCAUCUCACCCCUCGCUGCUUUCCGAGCAUAAGAUUAAUCUUCUACCUUACAUACUGCUUCCCAUAACUGGAAACGAAGAGUACGACGUUGAGGAUACAAUGGAAAUGUUGCCUGAUUUGCAGCUUCUAUCUCCCGACAAGCAGCGGGAUCCGGAUAGCCAAAAUAUUCAGACACAUGUCGAGACUCUAACGUUGCUGACAACAACGAGGGAAGGAAGGGAUCUGAUGAGGAAGGUCAAGGUAUACCCAAUCAUCAAAGAGACUCAUUUACGCGUUGAUGAUGAAGGCGUAAGGGAAGCAUGUGAGCGGUUGGUGCAAGUCAUCAUGAGGGACGAAGAAGGCCAAGAGCGAGCUGCUGGCGAGGACGAAAGGAUACAGGAGAUUAUAGAUGAAGAGGAUGAGAUUGUCGAGGUAUAA
This is a messenger RNA of Ustilaginoidea virens, 1080 nucleotides long. RefSeq lists its product as uncharacterized. The coding region runs from base 1 to 1080 and encodes 359 amino acids. The record is from RefSeq and is a predicted model, not a curated record. NCBI's taxonomy places the organism in Eukaryota, Fungi, Ascomycota, Sordariomycetes, Hypocreales, Clavicipitaceae. The transcript is spliced from 4 exons.